GAGAGAAGGAAAAGGAACUUAGCUGAACUACUUCCUGCCGUGCUGCCGGAAGCGGCUUUUGAUACGGUUUCUCCUGAGAGGUGGAAAAUGGCGCUCGAAGUUCGGGGGAUGGAAGACGGCGAGCUGUCCGAGUCGGAUUCAGACAUGACUGAUGCGACCACGAACAGCGAGCAGCCCUUGCAGCCCCCGCAGCUGAAAGUACCAGAUGGCAAUAUUUCAUUCAGGCCUUUCCAGAGCAGCAUUGCAGUCCCUCCAGUAUCACAUUAUCGAACUAUUAAGGGUGUAGAAUCAAGCGAGGAAAGCUUUUCUGAUUCAGACGAUGACAACUGUCUUUGGAAACGAAAGAGACAGAAAUGUUUUAAUCCUCUUCCCAAACCAGAGCCUUUUCAGUUUGUGCAGAACAAUCAGAAACAACAUAUUCUGGGAGGGAGGAAAAUCAACAACAUAUGGGGUGCAGUGCUACAGGAACAAAGUCAAGAUGCGGUGGCUAAUGAACUCGGUAUACUGGGGAUGGAGGGCAACAUUGACAAAAGCAGACAGUCAGAGACUUACAAUUAUUUGCUGGCAAAGAAGCUAAUGAAGGGAUCACAACAGCAAACUCAACAGCUAGACAAAGAGUUAGAUGAACAUAUGCAUGAUAAAAAAGCCGGUCCAAAAGAAGAAGAAAAUGGACAGGGUCAUACGAAACGGAAACGACCUGUCAAAGACAGACUAGGGAACAGAUUAGAGAUGAACUAUAAAGGUCGAUAUGAGAUUACGGAAGAGGAUCCCGAAGAAAAAGUGGCAGAUGAAAUUUCUUUCAGGCUUCAGGAACCAAAGAAAGACCUGAUAGCCCGAGUAGUAAGAAUAAUUGGAAACAAAAAAGCAAUUGAGCUUCUGAUGGAAACUGCAGAAGUUGAACAAAAUGGUGGACUUUUAAUAAUGAAUGGCAGCAGAAGAAGGACACCAGGUGGAGUAUAUCUGAAUCUUCUGAAAAACACACCAAGCAUCACUGAGGGACAAAUUAAGGAAAUUUUCUAUGUUGAAAACCAAAAGGAAUAUGAAAAUAAAAAAGCUGCUAAGAAAAGGAGAAUACAAGUCUUGGGGAAAAAGAUGAAGCAGGCUAUUAGAGGUCUUAAUCUUCAAGAAUAUGAUGAUGCAUCUCGAGAAACUUUUGCAAGUGACACAAAUGAGGCAUUGGCUUCUCUGGAUGAUUCCCAGGAAGGACAUGGAGAAAGAAAGUUAGAAGCAGAAGAAACCUUUGAGGUUGAUCAUUCUCUUGAUUUGGAGGUCUUUUAAUAACAUCUUCAAUAUCUAGGGUAAUAAAAUUUUCUAAGAAGCAUCGAGAUUAACCAUUUUAUUACAGUUUGACUACUUCAUUUGUUUGCCUUUGCACAUGUUACCUGAUAAAAGCAUUUGUUUCUGUUUCGAAGAACGUGAAGGAAGAUGAACCUAAUAGAAAUGGUAUCUGUUGUUUUUAAGAAACCUGUCAUGUCUAGCUAAAUAAAGUUUUAAGUGUGUUGAAAUCAUA
This is a messenger RNA of Trichosurus vulpecula (common brushtail), 1510 nucleotides long. It is a transcript of the gene PHAX, whose product is annotated as phosphorylated adaptor for RNA export. NCBI's taxonomy places the organism in Eukaryota, Metazoa, Chordata, Mammalia, Diprotodontia, Phalangeridae. Gene Ontology annotation, cellular component: nucleus. The transcript has 5 exons. Gene Ontology annotation, biological process: snRNA export from nucleus. The record is from RefSeq and is a predicted model, not a curated record. Bases 88 to 1278 code for a protein of 396 amino acids.